CACAGACACCUCUUAUCGAAGGUGUGUCCCGUUAUCUGGCACCGACACAACACCAACAUCUUGAUUACAUUCAAUUAAUUCAUUCUCUCAAAUUAUUAUCGGUGUCGGCCUGUCAGUGUCGUGUGCAAUGUUUAUGUUAAUAUCUGUGCUUCAUAGCUAGUGAGUUUGCUUGUAAAAUAUGAGUUUAAUAUCUCAAAAUGCUCGCCCUAAAAUUGAGACGAAAAGGGAGGAUGAUGUUCAAGAAAAAGAGGUUGAAGAUGGGAAAGAGGGUGAUGUUGAUACCCUUGAAGUGAAAAAGAGGAAGCGAGAUGGGAAGGGAGAACAGUUGGCGACGGAACAAGUCAAAGAAAUGAAAAGGCUGGAGAACUUUUUGUUUGGGUCUCUGUAUUCUCCUCUUGAAUUUGGCAAGGGGGAUAAUAAUGAAGUCGAAGCUGAGACUGAUGCAAAGGCUUCUGAUUUGUUUUUCACGGACCGUUCAGCAGAUAGUGUCAUCUCUGUUUACCAAGAAGAUGCUGAUUUCUCGGAUGGAAGUUGCGAUGAUGAUGAUGCUUUGAAAAGAAAGCCAGUGUGGGUGGAUGAGGAAGAAGAAAAAGUCACUGUAAACAUAGCCAAGGUCAACAGAUUAAGGAAGUUGAGGAAGGAAGAGGAUGAGAAUGUGAUAUCUGGUUCAGAGUAUGUGUCAAGAUUGAGGGCUCAACAUGUAAAGCUCAACCGAGGAACUGACUGGGCGCAGCUUGAUUCAGGGUCAAAAAUUGAUGAUUCUUCUGAUGAUGAGUUGACAGAUGAUGAAAAUAAAGCUGUUGUGAGCCGAGGUUAUGAGGAUGUGGAUGAUAUUCUCAGAACAAAUGAAGACCUGGUUGUGAAGAGUAGCUCAAAACUGUUGCCAGGACAUAUUGAAUACUCGAGACUUGUAGAUGCAAAUAUACAGGAUCCAUCUAAUGGUCCCAUAAAUUCGGUUCAGUUUCAUCGAAAUGGUCAGCUCCUUCUCGCUACUGGAUUAGACAAGAAGCUUAGAUUUUUUCAAAUUGAUGGAAAACGGAAUACCAAAAUUCAAAGCAUCUUCCUUGAAGAUUGCCCCAUUCGAAAAGCAUCUUUCUUGCCCGAUGGGUCUCAGGUGAUUCUAUCAGGAAGAAGGAAGUUCUUUUAUAGUCUUGAUUUGGUUAAGGCUAGAGUUGAUAAAAUUGGUCCUCUGUUGGGUAGGGAAGAGAAGAGUUUGGAAUUUUUUGAGGUCUCUCCUGAUUCUCAAAUGAUAGCCUUUGUGGGUAAUGAAGGUUAUAUUUUACUGGUUUCAACAAAAUCAAAGCAAUUAGUCGGUACUCUGAAGAUGAACGGAACAGUUCGUUCGUUAGCUUUUACUGAGGAUGGACAAAAGUUGUUGAGCGCUGGUGGUGAUGGUCAUGUUUACCAUUGGGAUCUGAGAACAAGGACUUGUAUGCACAAAGGUGUAGAUGAAGGCUGCAUUAACAGCACAGCCCUUUGUACUUCUCCAUUAGGGACACAUUUUGCAGCUGGUUCAGACAGUGGGGUUGUGAACAUUUACAAUAGAGAGGAAUUUCUUGGAGGGAAGAGAAAGCCUAUCAAGACCAUUGACAAUCUGACUGCUAAAGUGGAUUUCAUGAAAUUCAACCAUGACUCUCAAAUACUAGCAAUCUGUUCAAGCAUGAAAAAAAGCAGUUUGAAAUUAAUACACGUCCCAUCUUAUACUGUGUUCUCUAACUGGCCGGCGCCGAAUACGAGCCUUCAUUAUCCCCGUUGUAUUGAUUUUAGUCCAGGUGGUGGUUUUAUGGCUGUAGGAAAUGCUUCAGGCAAAGUGUUAUUGUAUAAGUUGCACCAUUAUCACCAUGCCUAAGGUAUUCGAAAUACUGGCAGGGUUUUUGUGACAUUUUUUUGUUGGGUCUGUUGUGGAAUUUUUGAGACUUAGAGUUGUAUUUUAUCAUUAUAAUUUAUCAACAUUAUUGAUGAAGCUUCAUGUUUCUGCUUCAAAAUUGAAGUAACCAAAGCUUCACGUGUUGUCUUAUACUAGUAUUUUCUUACACCUGACUCUACUUGGAUAUGAAAUGCACUUACUUUUGAUA
Molecule: messenger RNA, 2075 nt
Organism: Cicer arietinum (chickpea)
Lineage: Eukaryota; Viridiplantae; Streptophyta; Magnoliopsida; Fabales; Fabaceae
Source: RefSeq, a predicted model, not a curated record